Dermacentor silvarum is the source of this 887-nucleotide messenger RNA. RefSeq names its product ubiquitin-conjugating enzyme E2 Z. Gene Ontology annotation, molecular function: ubiquitin conjugating enzyme activity; cysteine-type endopeptidase inhibitor activity. Lineage: Eukaryota; Metazoa; Arthropoda; Arachnida; Ixodida; Ixodidae. The transcript has a single exon. The coding region runs from base 6 to 872 and encodes 288 amino acids. The record is from RefSeq and is a predicted model, not a curated record. Gene Ontology annotation, cellular component: nucleus. Gene Ontology annotation, biological process: negative regulation of apoptotic process.
ACAGGAUGUUCCGGCAUACGCUAGAGCAGCACGAGCCUAUGUGCGAAUGGGACCCGCUGAGGUACGCGCACGAGGAGCCGACGCCUUCCUGCCUGCUUCGGCUCAAACGGGACAUCGCGGACUUCGAAGCCCAGCCGCCCACGGGUCUGUACAUCUCACCCGAGGAAGACGACAUCACCAAAGUCCACGCGCUUGUCGUGGGUCCGUCGGGCACGCCAUACGAGGGAGGCUUCUUCCAGUUCUUCCUGAAGUUCCCGCCGGAGUACCCCAUCAGCCCGCCGCGCGUUCGCAUAGUGACCACGGACGCUGGCCGAGUGCGCUUCAACCCGACCCUCUACGCCAACGGUAAGGUGUGCCUCAGCAUCCUCGGUACCUGUGAAGGACCACCGUGGAGCCAGGCGCAGGGCAUCGAGAGCGUGCUCAUCUCGAUCCGGUCGCUGAUGAACGAAAAGCCGUACAACAAUGAGCCCGGGUUCGAGAACGCGCAGUCGCCCGUCGUCGAGCGCUACAACGACUUCAUCCAGCACGAAACCAUCAGGGUCGCCGUGUGUGGACAAGUCGAAGCUGCUCUCCAGGACAGCGCCGAGUGCCCCGUGGCCUUCAGGGCGCACAUCUUGAAGUCUUUCGCUGAGGCAUACGGCAAGUACGAAGACAUAGUCAAGGCCCGGCUUCACCUCACAGGUUCGCAGAUGAAGGGCAUGUCGGGAGAAGGCUCAGUGUGUCAGUACAAGCAGCUGCUGUCGCGACUGCAGGGCCUGAAGGAGCAGGUGGAACAAAAAAUGGACGCCAUCGCUACCAACACUACCGCUGCAGUCACCGAUACAUCUUACGCAGGGCAGCAGAACAAAACUUCUGACAUGCCUUUGUGUUAGUGGCCUCAUUGCGAA